CAAACUACAAACAUAUUAAAUAGAAAAAUCAAAAAACACUGCAAUCCUAUUUUUAAACUGAUCAUAAAUUCCACUCAAAUCAACAGCAUUUGAACCCGGCGUGUGCGACGUGUGGACUUCUGCAACCCUCUCAACCAACUCACUGUACAGUGGGCCCCACCUAAAGUCGCCCAGCCGGCGACACUGCAGGUAGGCCCAGACGACCGGUCAAAGAGACGCAAACCCACCAAACCCCCCGCCGCAUUUGACCGCCCUUCUCCGAAGAAGCUUUCUCCACAAUUCCUCCCGCCAAAUUUAAUUUCUAGAAAAAGAAAGAAAAUAUUUGCCUCUCUUGACCCGAUCGUCUCCUCUCCUACCCCGCGCUCGCCAAUGGCGAUCGAUCGAGCUCCGCUCCGUCCUUCUCAGUCAGCGCCCAUGACCUGACCUGACCCGAUCACCCAUGGAGAUAUAUAGGUGUGUGCACACACGCCAGCAGCUCUGACCAGCUCGAGCUCUAGCUCCAACUCCAAGCUCGUCUUCUAGCUCCGGCCAUGGCGCGCGGCGAGUGACGCGGCGCGGCGUGUUCAUCGUGAUUUGAUCUCUCCGAUGGAGGAGAUCGCCGGAGGGGCCGGGAGCAGCGAGGGGCGCCGCCGUCCGCGUCACCGCGGCGAGGCGAAGGCCAGCGCCGUCCCUGCUUGCUACCACCGGCCGUCGGCUGGGUCCUGCCACCACGCCUGCAAGUACGGCGGCGCGCACGCCUUCGAGGAGCGGGAGUCUCGCCGGCCGGCGGCGGCCCAGCCGAGGCCCCGGAAGACGCCGCCGCCACCGCCGCUCGCGGCGGCGACGGCGAUGGCUAAGCUGCGGUCGGCGUCGUCGCGGAGACGGGUCGGGGAUCUCACCAAGCCCGUGAAGGCCGGGAAGAAAGCGGCGGCCACCGCCGUUGACGACACGGGGAAGAAGGGCGACGCCGGCGUGGUGGUGUGGAAGGACAUCGUGGCGUACGAGUCAACCCCACUGCCGCCGGAGAAGACCACCAUCGCCGCCGGCGGCGGCGACGCCAGGAAGAAGAAGGAUGUGAGUGUGACCAAGGGGAAGAAACCAAUCAAAUCAUCUCCACAUGGUAAGAGCAAGAUCGUCGCUGAAUCAACCGAUGACGUCAUCGAUGGACCAUCAUCGAAGAAGAAGCUGGUCAAAUCCGUCGGGUCGAAGCUAACCGGCAAGCCGCCUCCAUCGCCGGAGCUCAAAGCCGGCGAGAAAUCGACUCCACCUUCUUCUCACAAGAGCAAGAAGAAGAUGACCACGACCAGGACGAACAGCUUGAAGCCUCCCAAACCGAAGAGAAAUCUCGUCGAAAUUAGCCAACAAAUUUCUCACCAAUCAUCAUCAUCAUCAGCAGCAAAUGAUAUCAAAGAAGAGAAGCCACACAACCCUCCUUGCCAAGAAGAGAAGAAAUCCGGCAUGGCGCCGCCGCCGUCGCCGCCGCCGCGACCGUCGCACCGGCGAGCGAGGAGCAUGAGCAUCACCGGCAGCGCCAAAUCAGUCCGCUUCCCGUUCACGCGGCAGGCGAGCAGGUCCACCACCACCACCACCACCACCGCCUUCAAGGUCAUCCGCUCCAGGAGCAGCCGCGCCGCCGCGACGGCGGCGCCACCAGAAGACGCGCCGGCGACGACACGGCUCAGAUUCUUCAGGAGGGGCGACGCCGGCGGCAGCAGCAGCGGCGGUGGCGGCGGCAGCGGAUUUCAUCUCAGGAUGAGGAGCCUCAGGAGGCGAGGCAGCAUCGGCGGGACGGCGGCGGCGGGCGGCGGCGGGGGGUUCGUGGUGCCGGCGGUGGCGCUCCGGCACCAGAAGACGCUGGAGAAGAAGCGGAGCCGGCGGCUGUACAACAGCGUGAUCGAGGAGACCGCCGGGAAGCUCGCCAUUGCCAGGAAGAGCAAGGUGAAGGCGCUCGUCGGCGCCUUCGAAUCGCUCAUCUCCAAGAUUGGAAAGUAGUAGCAGACUAGCAGUAGUACAAGCUGAAGAAAUUUCUCAAUUUCAUGUGGAGGAUUUGCUGUUCUUGGUAAUUGCGAUGAUGAUUCAGUGAACUGUUGGUGCAAGCUCAAGAAAAAUUUCAUGGAGAAUUUGCUGUUCUUGGCAACUGUGCUGAUUGAUGAGUAGUGCUUUGUUUGGUUGUGUAGAUAUAACUCUGAUGGAAUUCUGUAUAAUUUGGUGAGUUUUUCACUAUGUGAAUCAUGCACAAUUAUGUUUGGAGCUGUAACUUGAGUAUUGGGCAUACUGUUUCUUGUGCCUGAAAAUUGAUUGGGAAGUAGUAGUAGCUCAAGGCUAAUAGGAGCUCAAGAAAUUUUCAUGGAGAAUUUGCCCUCCUUGGCAAGAGUGAUGAUGCUCCAGUGAUGAUUGAUGAAUGUUUGUUUGGUUUUGUA
Messenger RNA from Oryza sativa Japonica Group (Japanese rice), 2399 nucleotides. RefSeq lists its product as uncharacterized. The record is from RefSeq and is a predicted model, not a curated record. Gene Ontology annotation, molecular function: calmodulin binding. NCBI's taxonomy places the organism in Eukaryota, Viridiplantae, Streptophyta, Magnoliopsida, Poales, Poaceae.